AUGGCGGGACCAGAGUUCGAGGGAGACCUCCUCAUCCUCCCUCACAGGGAAGCUUGCAUCCUCCCGACAAUUGCAUCGAACGGUCCUCCUAGCCCGUUCAAUAUUGAUAUAUUUACUGACGCGUCAUUUUCUAUGACCAAGGGAUGUCAGGGUUCAUCGAAGCCAUCAAAUCCCGCGGGCGUCGCCGUCUUCUGGAAGCCGUGGCCAGGCCUAUUGGUACGGGACCCAUGGCACUCGCGAGCCUUCCAGCUUCUGGCGUGUCGCGACAGUAGAGAAGCGGAGCUCUUUGCCGUCGUCACGGGGCUCGAGACGGCCGCGCUGCUGGCGCAUCUCAUGCCGGAGCUGAGACGGGUGACGGUCUUCACGGACUGCCAGGAUAGCAUUCACACACUGAUGGCGGCUGCUGCGAAAGCCUCUGACCCACUCGUCAAGCGCGCCGUUGCCGCAUCCGUCGAACUCGUUGCCAGAGGCGUCAGGGUUCUCGUGCGUUGGUGUCCCGGCCACGUCGCCAUUGAGGGGAACGAGAAGGCCAACGGCCUGGCACGUGAGGUCCGCUAUUAUAACUUCAGGCACUUGGUGCCCAAAGAGCAGCCGGACUCGCUGGCUGGGUAUGAGAUUCCAGAAGAGUAUUUGGAAAGGGCACGCCGCGGAGACUGGUGGAAGGAUGAUACUUUGAGACAAUAA
Molecule: messenger RNA, 684 nt
Organism: Colletotrichum graminicola M1.001
Lineage: Eukaryota; Fungi; Ascomycota; Sordariomycetes; Glomerellales; Glomerellaceae
Exons: 1
Coding region: 1-684 (227 amino acids)
Molecular function (GO): RNA-DNA hybrid ribonuclease activity; nucleic acid binding
Source: RefSeq, a predicted model, not a curated record